CUAUAUCCUACUAAUAGUUACAACAUAUUUUACCACAUAAAAUAUAUUGUAAUUAGUACCAGUAAACAUGGUGAAACAUUUAGGUCAAUUUAUUAUUAUUUAUCAUGAUUACAGAUUAAUAUUGGCUAUGAUAGAAAUUACACUACGCAAGACCACAAUGAGAGACACUAUUUUGUCCAAGGAAGCAGCAGCUGCACAAUAUUACACCAGCAAGUUCAUUUGAGGAUCCGUUGAGAGUGGCAUGUGGUUCCCUCAGAAGAUCAGCCAUGUUCAAAAGAGGGGGCAAUAUGACAGAGGCAACAGAGAACCCUUUUGCGUCGCUCCAUUAUUCAAAUGUUUACCUCACUAUACUGGCACUGUUCGGCUUCAAGCUUUUUAUCAAGAUAAGUCUGAACUGCCUGUCUUACUUUUACAUCAUCAGGGGGAACCGCAAGGAGGCAGCCAGGAUAUCCGCGGAGUUCUAUGAUUUUGGUCAAGGACAUAGGUCCUGGGCAGACCGUUCUCCCCUGCAUGAUGCUGCAUGCCAGGGUCGUCUUCUGGUCCUGAGAAAUCUCAUUUUAAAGGGCCACAAUGUAAAUGUCCUGACACUAGACCAUGUGAGUCCUCUCCACGAGGCCUGCGCUGGAAACCACGUAGCGUGUGUCAGAGCGCUGAUCACUGCAGGAGCCAAUGUGAACGUCACCACCAUUGACGGGGUGACCCCCCUGUUCAACGCAUGCUCAGUGGGCAGCGUCUCCUGUGCAGAGGUCCUCCUGGAGAACGGAGCCAAACCACAGGGUUUGGUGUUCCAACCAUCGCCCAUUCAUGAAGCCUGCCGUAAAGGCAGUGGAAGGUGUGUGGAUGCCCUGGUCAGAGCCGGAGCAGACGUGGAGUUUGACACCCCCCACAUGGGAACGCCCCUCUAUACCGCCUGUGUCUCCCAGGAAAUGGAAUGCGCCCGCAGGCUGCUGAGGGCAGGUGCAAACGUACAGAAAGGUAAAUACAUGGAGUCUCCGUUGCACGCUGCCGCUGGCAAGGACAGCACAGCCAUUGUGAAGCUGCUGUUGGACUUUGGUGCCGAUGUCAACGCCAGGAAUAUGGAGUUACAGAGACCCGUCGACGUCGCUCCUCCCAGCAGUCUGACGGAGGGGUUCCUGCUGGUCUACGAGGCCACGCCGCGCCUCUUGAGUCAGAUGUGUCGACAGGUCAUCCGUGACCGUCUGGGCCGUGACAGGUUUCAUCUCAUUAAGGCUCUACCCCUGCCCAAGCGCCUCAGGAACUAUAUUCAGUACAUGUGAUGAAUCACAGUCUCAUAGGUCGCAUGAGGGUGAUGGCAUCGUUCUUGGGUCAGUCAUUCAUGGGAACUCAAACGCUUUCAUGGAUUGGUGGAGGAUGUCUGACGCAGCAAGCACAUGGAGACAUCGCCCUGCACAGGGGCAUCCAAUGGGUGUCCUGACUCUCUAUGGUCACAAAAAAAUCCAAUGAAAUUUAUCAAUUAUUACCUCUCCUCCGCCAGUAACACAUUAUUUAGUAGUACAAAUAAAUGUAUGCAAUUAGUGA
This is a messenger RNA of Esox lucius (northern pike), 1539 nucleotides long. It is a transcript of the gene asb5a, whose product is annotated as ankyrin repeat and SOCS box containing 5a. Gene Ontology annotation, biological process: protein ubiquitination; intracellular signal transduction; positive regulation of protein catabolic process. Lineage: Eukaryota; Metazoa; Chordata; Actinopteri; Esociformes; Esocidae. The transcript is spliced from 7 exons. Gene Ontology annotation, molecular function: protein binding. The record is from RefSeq and is a predicted model, not a curated record. The coding region runs from base 267 to 1277 and encodes 336 amino acids.